This is a messenger RNA of Protopolystoma xenopodis, 803 nucleotides long. The record is from the annotation of a GenBank genome assembly. Lineage: Eukaryota; Metazoa; Platyhelminthes; Monogenea; Polystomatidea; Polystomatidae.
UCAACGGUGGCCAGAUCAAAUAUCUUACGGUUGCGCCAUAUUUCGUCAUGCCACCUUUACGCACAAAUCCUGGAAGCACUGCAGAUCAUGGAUCAGCAAUAAUUAGAAUACCGCCUAAUAAUUAUAUUCAUGUACUUGAUAAGACCACUAACAUCUCCCGCUUAUAUUUGGGUCCGAAGACACACAUAAGACAAGAAAAUGAAAGACUUGUUUUUGGCCCGGAGCCUAUGGUGUCACUCACUUCAUUCAACUAUUGUAAAAUAUCUAACCCUGUUUUGAAGGAUGAGAAAGGGGAAAUUGUGUUUGAGCAUGGUGCUGCGAAGCUAAGGUUUGGAAGGGAAGAAUAUCGCUUCAACCAACAGCCAUUUCCUCUCUACCCCGGGGAAAUUUUGAGUCUCCCGGUUACUCCACUAGAAAUAGUCAAGCCUAAUGAUGCUCUUGUCUUGAGUGCAUUGCUUGAUUUUGUUGAUUCAAAAGGUAUCAAAAGGAUUGCAGGAGAUGAAUGGCUUCUAGAAGGUCCAGCUACUUAUUAUCCAAGGAUAGAGGAAACUGUAAAGACUCAACGGACAGCAUUGAUAGUAAAAAAAGGGGAUGCAAUACGGCUCCGUGCUUUGAGGGAUUGUAUCGAUCGGCAAGGGAAAAAGCGCAAAUAUGGCGAGGAAUGGAUUGUGACUACCGAAGGCGCUUAUCUUCAUGGUCCUUACGAGGAAUUCGUCCAGUAUGUUACUUCCAUACCAUUGGAUGAGCAGGCAAGACCACUUUUUAAUAAGAUUAGUUUGCACUCUGUAUCGAUUAUGGGAUGA